Molecule: messenger RNA, 2348 nt
Organism: Pecten maximus
Lineage: Eukaryota; Metazoa; Mollusca; Bivalvia; Pectinida; Pectinidae
Product: triokinase/FMN cyclase-like
Exons: 16
Coding region: 67-1845 (592 amino acids)
Biological process (GO): glycerol catabolic process
Cellular component (GO): cytosol
Molecular function (GO): glycerone kinase activity; ATP binding
Source: RefSeq, a predicted model, not a curated record
UUCGCCUUGACCAAGCCAAGUUUCUCACGGAAGGCUAUUUGAUAAGCGUUUGGAACGAUUGUCAACAUGCCUGCAUCCUGUAAGAAGCUUAUUAACAAUGUGGAGCAGUGUGUGGAUGAGAAUCUAGAGGGUUUGGUCGCUGUCAAUCCCGGACUACAGCUACUUGAGGGAUUGAGGGUGGUGGUGCGGACGGACGUCGGACCUAAUGUCGUGGGGGCGGGCAAGGUGUCCCUACUUAGCGGAGGAGGGUCAGGCCAUGAACCCGCACACGCAGGCUAUGUGGGUCCUGGGAUGCUGACAGCAGCGGUAGCAGGGUCAGUGUUUGCCUCCCCUCCCCCAUACAGCAUCCUGGCUGGUAUCAAGGCUGUAUCGGCACCAGGCUCGGCUGGCGUUUUGCUGAUAAUAAAAAAUUACACAGGAGAUAGACUAAACUUUGGCAUGUCGGCCGAGAGAGCCAAGUCACAACUAGGGGUGAAGGUAGACAUGGUAGUAGUAGGGGAGGACUGUGCCUUGACCUCCGAUGACAAGACUGCAGGCAGGAGGGGACUCUGUGGCACUCUCUUUAUCCACAAGAUCUGUGGAGCUCUGUCAGAUGAAGGCAAGAGUCUGGAGGAGAUUGUCAAAGUGGCGAAGGAUGCUGCUUCAAAAAUGGGAACCAUUGGACUAAGUUUAACCCCCUGUAGUAUUCCUGGUUCUGGCCCAUCCUUCCAGAUAGCAGAUGAUGAAAUGGAGCUUGGACUGGGAGUCCAUGGAGAAGCAGGUGUAAAGAGGACUAAGCUAGUCAGUGCCAAGGAAGCAGUCAAGAUGAUGGUUGAUCACAUGACCAACCCCAGUAAUUGUACACAUCUUCCUGUCAAAAAAGGUGACAGAGUGGCUUGUAUGAUCAACAACUUAGGUGGGACAUCCAUGUUGGAGCUGAAUAUCAUUGCCAAAGAGGCCAUAGAAUUACUAGAGAGCCGAGGAGUGGUGGUUGAGAGAGCUUACUGUGGGACCUACAUCACCUCCCUGGAGAUGGCUGGAAUAUCCAUCACACUGCUUCACCUUGACGAUACAUUGAGACGUUGUCUGGAUGCCCCCACCUCCGCGCCAGCCUGGCCUCGCCCCCUUCUGCCCCCAGGAGCAGUGACACGCCAGACACCAGUCAGGAUGCCAAGGGAGACCAUCCAAGCCCAGGUCACCAAGUCUGGCCCUAAAAUGGCUUCUGUUGGGUCAGCUGAAGCAGGCCUUAUUUAUGACUGUCUGAAGCUGGCAGGAGAACGACUGGUGGCUGCCGAAUCACAGUUAAAUGAGCUAGACAGAGAGAGUGGAGAUGGUGAUUGUGGCAGUACAAUGGCUAGGGGCUCACAAGGUAUAUUGGCUAGUUUGGGAAGUAAAGAAAAUCCAAACUUACCCAUCUCUUGUCCGGGUGAGCUUGCCCUGACUUUAGCUAGUGCCGCGGAGGACACGAUGGGAGGAUCAUCAGGAGGGUUGUAUAGUCUAUUCUUCACGGCGGCCUCGACCUGUCUACAGACUACCGUCUCUCCCAACACUUACUGUGAAGCUCUUAAUGCUGGGAUACAGACAAUGAUGAAAUACGGCGGUGCUGAACCAGGGGACAGAACUAUGUUGGACCCUCUACACUCGGCCAGCCAGGCGUGGUCAGCAGCCCUGUCCAGCCAAUCACCAAUGGAGGCUUUCCGCCUAGCUGUAGAGGCUGCUGAGAAGAGUGCAGAAGAGACGGCCAAGAUGAAAGCUCAAGCUGGUAGGGCUAGCUAUGUCAGUGCUGAUCACCUGAAAAAUCCCGACCCAGGAGCACGGGCAGUAGCACUGUGGAUGAGAGCAGUACUAGAAGCAUUGUCCGCAUAAAACAAAACUGGCAUUCCGAAUCCGGACAUUCCGAAUCUGGACAUCACGAAUUUGGACAUCACCAAUCCGUGGCAUGCUGGGUCUUGGUGAUACCCAUUCCUUCGAUUAAACAUAAGUUGUGAUUAAUGAAAUUGUUACUAACAGAAUAAUAGGAGUAUAUGUAAUCUGAUUCAUAUCAAGAUAUUCUGUCAUAAACAGGAGUAAUCCAUUUAUUUGGUUAGGAAGCUAUUAAGCAGGUGCUAAUCUGGUUGUGAUUUCCUAUACAUUACGUAUGAUUAAUUGUAUGCAUGUUUGAGAGUGUGUCAGUUUUUACAGCCUUUUCAUACAUAGAUUAUAUGAUGGUAUUGCUAGAGAACGUGUGUGAAGACGCCAGGAUGAAUGUACGCGUAUAUAAGGAUUGUAAUUUACACUGUUAUUUUUACAUAGAAAUGUUAAUGAUAUUAUGAUAUUGGUUUUUACAGCAAAAUUAGUAUUAACAUUUGCAUUAAAAUGAUGAAAUUGAA